This is a messenger RNA of Cucurbita moschata (crookneck pumpkin), 1356 nucleotides long. RefSeq names its product embryo-specific protein ATS3B-like. The record is from RefSeq and is a predicted model, not a curated record. Gene Ontology annotation, molecular function: protein binding. NCBI's taxonomy places the organism in Eukaryota, Viridiplantae, Streptophyta, Magnoliopsida, Cucurbitales, Cucurbitaceae. The transcript has 3 exons. Bases 42 to 917 code for a protein of 291 amino acids.
AGUUUCCCAUUUCCGUUUUCGUGUGUGACGUUUUAGAGAAAAUGGAGAGGUCCUCGUCGCCUCCUCUGUUGUUGCUACUGCUGCUCUCUGCCCUUGCCGUCGUCUGCUCCGCUGUCGAGCCGCCUCAGAUCACCGUGAAGCCCGACGUUGCUCCCGAGUCCCUCCAGAUUAACUACAUCCAGGAAGUUGGAAGCUGUUCUUACGAGGUUACAGUAGCAACAAGCUGUUCAUCUCCUUCAUUUAUCACUGACGAAAUCGGUGUGUUGUUUGGAGAUUCUCAUGGAAAUCAGAUUGUGGAGAAGAAGCUGAGCAAUGGAGACAAGGUGUUUGAUAGUUGUAAUACAGAUAGGUUUGUUCUAAACGAUCGACCCUGCAGUGUCCAAAUCAGUUAUAUGUAUAUCUAUAAAGACGGAGCUGACGAUUGGCUUCCGAACUCUGUUGAAAUCUCUGGCUCUGGAAUCAAACCCGUUCUGUUCAUCUUCAAAUCCUCCAUCCCAAGCAACACUUGGUUUGGCUUUGAUUUACGCCAAUAUCCUUUUCUAUCGCCGCCGUCCUACAACCCGUACCCUCCUUUUCCAUCGUUGUCUCCUCCUCCUCCUCCUCCUCCUCCCCAUCCCCUGCCACCGCCGCCGGAGCCAAUUCUUUCUCCUCCGCCUCCACCUAAGCCUGUUCUUCCCCCACCGUCUCCUCCUCCUCCUCCUCCCCAUCCCCUGCCACCGCCGCCGGAGCCAAUUUUUUCUCCUCCGCCUCCACCUAAGCCUGUUCUUCCCCCACCGCCUCCUCCUCCUCCACCUAAGCCUGUUCUUCCCCCACCGCCUCCUCCUCCUCCUCCUCCACCAUCAUCCUCCAGCAAAAUCUCUGGUCUGAAAUUGGCUAAGGUAUCUGUGGUUUUGGGAUUGCUGUUUGCUCUUCUGUGAUUCUGCAGUAGCUGCUUGCUUUAUGUAGUAGUUUGAUUUUGUAGUGGUGGGUGGGUGAUGUUAAUGUUCAAGUUUCAUCCCCCAUUCCACCAUGUUGUAGUACCAAUGUAUGCUUUCAAAGCAUUAGUGAAACUUUAUCUUUUCAGCUGUAUGGCUAUGGGCCUGGUGCAAUUCCGCAGCCACUGUUUGUUCUAUGUGGGUGGCGGUUGAGAAUGGUAGCUCUAUGGUGGUGGGUGAUACUAUAUUUACGUUUCACCCCCUUUUCCACCAUGUUUUAAGGUCUAGACAAGCAAGUUUUACCGAACCUCUUUAUGUUAUCGUCUUUCAGUUGUAUGGGAUGCAUGCCUUCUCUAUGAAAGUCGGCCAAGCUAUCUAUGUCGAAAGUUGUAUGGUGUUUUAUUUGUCAAUAAUGUGGGAUGGAGUGGAUGUGUUAAAUUUU